GGGGGCGUGGCUGGGGCGGGGCGGGCGGUGGCGGUGCCGAGAGGAGCUCGUCCAGCAUGGCAGCGGCCGCCCGGCGGGACCCCGGAGCCCCCGGCGGGGAGAAGCGGAUCAUGUGCGUGGGGCUGGUGUGUCUGGACAUCAUCAGCGUGGUGGAGGCGUUCCCGGCCGAGGACUCGGACACCAGGUGCGUGUCGCAGCGGUGGCAGCGCGGCGGGAACGCCUCCAACUCCUGCACGGUGCUGGCGCUGCUGGGAGCCCCCUGCGCCUUCAUGGGCUCGCUGGCCCCCGGACACGCCGCCGACUUCGUCCUGGACGACCUGCGGCGCUACGGGGUGGACGUGGGGCACACGGUGCCGCAGCCCGGCGGUUCCCUGCCCACCUCUGUCGUCAUCGCCAGCACCAGCCGCGGCACCCGCACCAUCUUGCACGCCCACGGGAACCUGCCCGACGUGACAGCCCGCGACUUCGAGCGGGUCGACCUCUCCCAGUACAAGUGGAUCCACUGGGAGGCGCGGAACGCGGAGGAGCAGGCGGCGAUGAUCCGGCGGGUGGAGCGGCACAACCGCGCCCGGCCGGCGGGCGAGCGCGUCCGCAUCUCGGUGGAGGUGGAGAAGCCGCGGGAGGAGCUGCUGCCGCUGCUGGGCCUGGGACAUGUGGUGUUCAUCAGCAAGGACCUGGCCCAGCACUUCGGGUACCGCUCGGCCCCCGAGGCGCUGCGGGGCCUGCACGACCGCGUCCAGCCAGGGGCCACGCUGAUCUGCGCCUGGGCUGAGGAGGGGGCUGAUGCCGUGGGGCCCAGCGGGGAGCUGGUGCACUCGGACGCCUUCCCCCCAGAGACCCUCGUGGACACACUGGGGGCCGGGGACACCUUCAACGCCGCCGUCAUCUUCGCGCUCUCAGCAGGGAGGAGCCUGCAGGACGCCCUCACCUUUGGCUGCCAGGUUGCGGGCAAGAAGUGUGGGAUCCAGGGCUACGACGGCAUCGUCUGAGCCGAGCGCCCCGCGCCAGGACACGCCGCGCCCCGGGGCACAGCACCCCCUGCUGCACCAGCACCCGCUGCCGCCAAUAAACCCCGCACUGCUUCCCGCAGCCCGGCUGUGCCCGGCGCCCCCGGCCAGGGGCUGCACUGACCGCAGCCGGGUGAGGGCAGCAAUGUAUUUCUCCGUCCCACCACGUCA
This is a messenger RNA of Columba livia (rock pigeon), 1178 nucleotides long. It is a transcript of the gene KHK, whose product is annotated as ketohexokinase. The transcript has 8 exons. The coding region runs from base 57 to 989 and encodes 310 amino acids. NCBI's taxonomy places the organism in Eukaryota, Metazoa, Chordata, Aves, Columbiformes, Columbidae. The record is from RefSeq and is a predicted model, not a curated record. Gene Ontology annotation, molecular function: ketohexokinase activity. Gene Ontology annotation, biological process: fructose metabolic process.